Messenger RNA from Colletotrichum phormii, 1029 nucleotides. RefSeq lists its product as uncharacterized. The transcript has a single exon. The record is from RefSeq and is a predicted model, not a curated record. Bases 113 to 862 code for a protein of 249 amino acids. NCBI's taxonomy places the organism in Eukaryota, Fungi, Ascomycota, Sordariomycetes, Glomerellales, Glomerellaceae.
AAUCCCCCAGCGCAGAUCCAUCAUCCGCGCCGAGGUUCUGCCUUGAUACGCUUCCUUUCGCCCAGAGCCAUCUCGUUCAGAGGCGGGGUACGCAAAUACGCAAGUAUGCUCGAUGGUUGAGGCAUCCCAUAUUGUUGCGCGCGUUUGGGAGAUCCGCUGUGUCAGGCAGGUCACUGAUGGCGCCUCUUGGAUCAGACGACAUGCUGAUCAGGUAACCUUGUCGCACAGACGAGCGGGCUGCUUCUGGACUGCCGCGCAGCCCGCUGUACGGGUUCUGUCAAAGUUGUCAAAAUCGAGCUCACAGACACGAGCAGGGCGCCACAAGCGGCGAAUCCUCUUAUCGCUGCAGUCAAUUCAUUCCCACAUGGGACGGAUACAGAAGGUGAAUAACGAUUUUUCUUUUGUUUCAAAAGUCUGUGCUCACUCAGUCUCUUUCCACAGUACAGGGCAACAGACCGAUGUCACCGUACCGGAUGCAUGCGAAAAGAAAAGAGAAAACGAGGGGCAGCAGGCGGCGUCGACCCUCGGAAGCGUUUGGAUGGGUGUUAUCAGAGGACCAUUAAGAUCCAGUCCUGUUGCAACAACCUCCCCCGCCUGCCGCAGAAAGUGUCUCCACCCACUUAACGCCCUGACCCGGCUUCGGCGUAGAGGUGUCGGACCAGGGCUGACUCUCUCUGUGUUGCGCGGUCAGGGUCCGCAAGGUCUGUCGCUUUGGGGAUGCCGUCGUCGACUCCCCGGCUUUGGGCCACCAGAGAACGCCGAUCUACGGUACUCGGUACGGUCUACCAUCACAGGAUGGGCAAGAGGAGCAGACAGUUCGUCUGGGCGUCUGGGGAUGGGCAAGCGCGCUUGUCUCUUAUGACGAGACACACACGUUCUGCAUGUGGUGUCCUUGAUUUCUUGGUUCUCACGGGGGCGAGGGAGGGUCGUCACGAGCCCACCUUGCUCCGCUCUGGAAGUCAUGUUGGCGGUGGUGCGGUUCCUGCAGCAUCAUGACUCUCCUUCUCAGACUGGAGCGUGUGGGAGGGG